AUGGGCUUGAAGACAAAGAUCAAUAAAUCAGCCAAGUCGCUGACUGGCUUCAAUGGCGCAACAACAGUUACCGUGGGCACAAUAGAUCUCGGCUUCUACUGCCCACCAGUAAUCAGCUCGCAAAUGUUCAUGGUCAUUGAUGAAGCCUUACCCUACAAUGGCAUUCUGGGCAGACCAUGGAUCAGCAAGAUCAACGCCGUCACCUUCGCCACACAUCAGAAGAUUCGCUACCCAAUCCCUGGGGGCGGUAUCGAUCAAAUCAACAGUGAUCAGGCAAUGGCAAGGAAAUACUCAGCUCAAGGGGCAAAUCUAAAGGGAGUAGAACAAGCAGAGGAGAAAGCAGAUCCUCAAUCAAAGAAUCAGGACCAAGUCGAGGGAAUUCGUUCGGAGGUCUAUCCUGAAGAAGGAUGGGAGCCCGAGGAGGACAUUGAGCUAGUACCCCUUGAUCCUGACAAGCCAGAGAGAAAAGUGCGGAUCGGCUCGCGCCUAAGCCAAGAGGAAAAGGCAGAGCUUGUAGCCUUCCUCCAGAACAACAAACGCGUAUUUGCAUGGUCGCCAUCCGACAUGCCUGGCAUCGAUCCCCAGAUCAUCUUCCAUCGCCUACACGUCAACUCAGCUAUCAAGCUUGUAGUGCAAAAGAGACGCAACUUCGCCCCUGAGCGGGCAGAAUGGCUGGCGAACGUUGUUCUAGUAGCGAAGAAAGAUAAAGGCCUGUGGAGAGCGUGCGUCGACUACAUCGACCUUAACAAGGCGUGCCCUAAAGACAACUUUCCACUGCCAAGAAUUGAUCAGCUCGUCGAUUCAACUUCUGGCAAUCAACUGCUAAGCUUCAUGGACGCCUACUCCGGUUACAACCAAAUCAUGAUGCAUGAAGACGACAAGGCAAAAACCUUAUUCAUUAUCGAAAGAGGUACAUACUGCUACAAAGUCAUGCCCUUUGGGUUGAAGAAUGCCGGGGCCACCUACCAAAGGCUGGUGAACAAAAUUUUCAAGGAGCAAAUUGGCAAGACUAUAGAGGUCUACGUAGACGACAUACUAGUCAAAGCUCCCAAACGAGCAGACCACAUCAAGAAUCUUGCCGAGGCAUUCAGCCUACUCCGAAAAUACAACAUGAAGUUGAACUCGAGCAAAUGCACAUUUGGAGUCUCGUUCGGCUGA
This is a messenger RNA of Prunus armeniaca (apricot), 1158 nucleotides long. NCBI's taxonomy places the organism in Eukaryota, Viridiplantae, Streptophyta, Magnoliopsida, Rosales, Rosaceae. The record is from the annotation of a GenBank genome assembly.